AUGGCCAACCGCGUGGCGAUCCUUGAGAAGCACGUGCUGGCAAGUGAUGCCGCCGUCUCCGGUGGCCUCGAGAUGCGCGGCGUCGCAAGCGCCGAGGAUGCCGACUUCGAUGCCCGCGUGGCGGCCAUGAAGACCUGGAUGGGUUCGGAGCGCUUCAAGCACACCACCCGCCCCUACAAGGUGGAGGACGUGGUGAAGCUCCAGGGCACCAUGCCCAUGUACUUCAACGGCGCCAAGGUCUCCGACAAGCUUUACAAGAUGCUCAGGGACCACCAGGCCAAGGGAACCUGCUCCCACACUUUCGGAGCCCUCGACACCGUUCAGGUGACGCAGAUGGCCAAGUACCUGACCUCGGUGUACGUCAGUGGAUGGCAGUGCUCUUCCACGGCCUCUACCUCUAACGAGCCCGGCCCGGACGUGGCAGACUACCCCUACGACACCGUGCCCAACAAGGUGGACCAGCUCUUCCGUGCCCAGCUCUUCCAUGACCGCAAGCAGUACGAGGAGCGCAGGCGCAUGUCCUCCGACGAGCGCUCAAAGGCGCCCGUUGUCGACUACAUGAACCCCAUCAUCGCGGAUGCGGACACCGGCCAUGGCGGCAUCACCGCCACCAUGAAGCUUGCGAAGAUGUUCAUCGAGAACGGUGCCGCAGGCAUCCACAUCGAGGACCAGAAGCCUGGCACCAAGAAGUGCGGCCACAUGGGCGGCAAGGUCCUCGUCUCCACGCAGGAACACAUUCAGCGUUUGAUCGCCAUCCGGCUACAGGCGGAUGUGCUGAACUCGCCUCUGGUCAUAGUGGCACGUACAGAUGCCGAGGCGGCGACCAUGAUCGACUCCAACAUUGAUCCGGUCGACCAUCCCCACAUCAAGGGUGCCACCGUCAAGGGUGUGGAGACCCUCUACGAGGCCAUGCGCAAGGGCACCGACAAGGACUGGGAGCAGCGAUCCGGCUGCAUGACCUUCCCGGAUGCC
Messenger RNA from Symbiodinium sp. CCMP2456, 972 nucleotides. NCBI's taxonomy places the organism in Eukaryota, Dinophyceae, Suessiales, Symbiodiniaceae. The record is from the annotation of a GenBank genome assembly.